CAGAUUUUUUAGUAUAACUUUAAUAAGCAUUUGAAACAGUUUUGUUUUCUCUCACUUGGAAAUAUGCAUCAAAUUAUCAGCGUUAUUAUCGCUUUAGCUGGCAUUCUUGCGCUUUCAAUGCCAACGUUAACGCGUGCUGUCAAUAAUCAGACAACGAUGACUAGAUCAGAUUUUAGCACAGAAUUUGCAAAAAUGAUAUUAAAACGUGCCAAGGCAGCUGAAAUCAGUUCAAUGUUGGAUACGAAAGUCAAUCCAUGUAAUGAUUUUUAUACAUACGCUUGCGGUAAUUGGCAUCAUAGUAAUCCCGCUCAAUUAUUUGGUGAUUUAAUGACCGAUAAAUUUCAAAUGCUUUCAAAAGCUUUAGAUCGUAAAUUAGCGGCAUUACUAAAUAAUCCUAAACGUGGUGAUAACUUAAUUUUAGAUAAAAUUAAAGAUUUUCAUAAUUCUUGCAAAAUUGUCUUGGACGAUCAGGAAACAUAUAAAAUGAAUUUGAAGAAAGUUUAUCAAGAAUUCGGUGAGUUUCCUUUCCUUACAAAAGCUGAACAAGAACAAGAUCAAGAACAAGAACAAGAUUUGGAAUUUAAUUGGUGGUUGACGGUGGCCAAAAUACAAAGUACUUAUGGUAAGGAAAUUAUAUUAUCAUCAGAUGUGAUGGGUGAUUUGAAAAAUAAUUCACAACCGAGAAUUUAUAUCGGUGCACCGGAAUAUUCCACACCUGAAUCUAGUACGAAAAUCGUAAAUAUCGUACAAGAGAUUUUAACUCGGGCACAUUUACAAAAGCUAUUCGCGUUGGAUAAGAAGAAGGCUAAGGAAAUCGCUCUUGAUAUGUUGAAAUUGGAACGAGCUUUGAAAAAGGGCACUACGGAUGAACGACUCGGCAAAACAAUGGAAAGCCUUGUAACCGAAUACGAUUUGCAGGAUCUUAAGAAGAAAUAUGAAAAAACUUUAGAUAUUGAGAAAUUUUUAGAGAUAAGCUUGAAUACAACCGAAUUACCGCAAUCAAUUUAUGUUUAUGAUGAAAGUUAUUUGGAGAAUUUAGUCAAAGUAUUGAAUGAAACUGAAAACAGUACAAUAACUACAUACGUUUUAUGGAUGUUAAUACAAGAUUAUAUAAUUGAUAAUAACGACGAUGAGCCGGAUGUUUUUUGUGCAGAUAAAACUAAAACAUUUUUUAACAAAUAUAUUGAUCGAUCCAUUUACGAGCAAUAUCGUUCCGAAAGAGAUGAAAAAGAAAUUUAUGAACUAUGGGAUAAUAUUAAAAAAGCAUUUCGAAAUGAAUUAAUGGGCGAUAAACUCGAUUGGAUAUCGAAUAGUACGCGUGAAUAUGCUUUAGAAAAAUUGGCGGCCAUGAAUUUAUCAAUAAAUGCUUACGAUGAAGAGAACUUCACCGAUUUCUAUGGUUCAUUAGAGAUCGAUUCAAAAAAUUAUGUCCAAAAUAUACAAAAUAUUUUACGCAAUGAAGUCAAGGAUGAUAAUAUUUUCGAAUUAGAUGAGUUAAAUACGGAUAAAGAUGAAGCUCAGAUUUUAUCCUUUACACCGGCGUAUAGUUUUUUAACCAAUGGCAUUAAAAUACCGGUAUCGAUGUUGCAACCGCGUUUCUUCUGGGACACAAAUUAUCCACAAGCCAUUAAAUAUGCUACGUUAGGCUAUUUAAUUGCUCACGAAAUGAUUCAUGGUUUCGAUGAUGACGGCCGAACUUUCGAUAAAGACGGUAACAGUCGCGAAUGGUGGGAUCAAAAAUCCACUUACGAAUUUGAAGCUCGACGUAAAUGCUUUCAAGCUCAAUAUCAUAAUUAUAAAUAUGACGGUAAACGUUUACCGGAUAGUGUUUUACAAGCGGAAAAUAUAGCUGAUAAUGGAGCCGUCAAAUUGGCUUAUUCAGCUUAUAUGAAUUGGUUGUAUUCGCAACGUUCCAAUACGCCUAAUAUUGAAAUGUUGGAAACACUUCCCGGUUUAGAGUUCAAUAAUCGUCAAUUGUUUUUCAUUAAUUUCGCUCAGGUGUGGUGUGAAGACGUUCAAAGUCUAUUUAAAUCGCAUGUUGCUUCAGCCGAUACACACGCACCCGGCAUGUAUCGAGUUAUUGGUACAUUAUCUAAUUUUCAAGAAUUCUCAUGGGUUUUCGAAUGUAAACCAAAUGCACCAAUGGAUCCAGAAUAUAAAUGUUCGAUUUAUUAA
Glossina fuscipes is the source of this 2175-nucleotide messenger RNA. RefSeq names its product neprilysin-4-like. Gene Ontology annotation, molecular function: metalloendopeptidase activity. The transcript has a single exon. Bases 64 to 2175 code for a protein of 703 amino acids. Gene Ontology annotation, biological process: protein processing. Gene Ontology annotation, cellular component: plasma membrane. The record is from RefSeq and is a predicted model, not a curated record. Lineage: Eukaryota; Metazoa; Arthropoda; Insecta; Diptera; Glossinidae.